Messenger RNA from Opisthorchis viverrini, 2328 nucleotides. RefSeq lists its product as hypothetical. The transcript is spliced from 5 exons. The record is from RefSeq and is a predicted model, not a curated record. Lineage: Eukaryota; Metazoa; Platyhelminthes; Trematoda; Opisthorchiida; Opisthorchiidae. The annotation marks the transcript as partial.
CCUUCGGUGUCCGUACUCUAUGUCGAAUUAGUCAACAGGCAUUCCUUGCUGAAACCUUACUUUCCCUCUCCAUCGAUGUAUGUUGUAUCUCCGAAACACGCAUACAAGACCCCACUUCGGUCGUGCUCCUCAAGCCGCUUAGGACGAGCCCAGAUGUUCCACAUUUCGUCCUCCGGGUAUCCGGUGAUCUUGACGCAAUGGCUCGUGAUAUCUGCGGUGUGGGAGUUGUACUCAGCCCCAAGGCUAAAAGCGCCUUACUGGACUUGAUCCCAGUAAACAAUCGCCUUUGCGCUGUGCGAUUGUCUGGCUCCAUUAAGAUUAACGCACGUCGAUGUGAUAAACGGUGUUUGUUUGUCGUAUCAGCAUACGCCCCAACAUAUAGCAGUUCUGAGACUGAAAAGGACGAGUUUUAUCACGAUCUGCCACGACCGCUUCGGUCGGCAAGAAGGGUAGAUAUAGAAAUUCUGGCGGGUGAUAUGAAUGCCCAAGUUGGACGACUAAUUCCGGAAGAAGCACAGUUAGGGCGCAUCUGGUUAGCGAUGGGCAACUGCCUCAAAUGCCGAAACAAUGAUACUCAGAGUGAAGACGAACAUAGAGAAGAAAAUCGAAGAAGCGACCAUCAAUCACGACGUGUUUUCUAUCCAGGUUACUUGGAACAUGACCCAAUCCUCCAUCCAGCCCCUGGUAUCUCGCGGCCUAUGUCCCAGCUGACUGAAGAAGAACAAGUCAAGAUCGCCACAAGAAUGGGGCUUAUUUCAACCCUUCCACUGUUCACGUUCACUGAAGAUAAACGAGAAAAGUUGACCGAGUGCAUAAUCUGCAUGUGUGAAUAUGAGGAAGGAGAUGAAUUGCGAUACCUCCCCUGCCUACAUACUUACCAUCGUACUUGCAUUGAUGACUGGCUCAUGCGUGCGUUGACGUGCCCUUCUUGCUUGGAAGAACUUCGACCAUCGUCGCCCAAUGUUAGCAGAUCCACUGACUCGAACCGUAACCUAACUCGUGUUCCACUCAGGGAGGCACAAUCCGGUGAACCCCCUUCUUAUACCGUUGCCACCAAUCCAGCUACGACCACCACAUCAUUACUCCCGGGGGAUAGCUCAACUGAUUCGCAAAAUCGUGGUGACGAGGUCGAUGAUGGACCAACUUUUUCUGUGGUGGAGUCGCAGUUAGACAGUUCUGCAACUCAGCAUCCAGUCAAACAGCUUACAGAUACAGCCGGUGGUAAAAACAAUAGCAGCGGUGGCGAUUGUGCGAGUGUGGUCCUCCAACAGUCACGCUACCAUCGGCGUACCAGGUCAAAUGGACCCCCAGUCUCCCGCACCGAAACUAUGACCAGGUCACCACUACCCGCAUUAAAUCCAGGGACUAUUCGUCGUGGCAACAGUGAAACUGAAUUGGACCUAGUUCAACCGUCUACCACAUUUCUACCGCAUCUCCAUCCUCACCACCCACAAUCCUCCAACAGACAAGAUGAUCAGAUGACCCCACAUAUUCAGCAGCACCUCCCAAGCUUAACACGGCAACUUGAUGGCGAUUCGCAUGAGGUGCGACCGAGCUAACAGCAGAACUCAAGCUACAUCUGAUUAGAGACACAUUUCAGACGAGGUGCCGAUGUUGGUGCUGCCUGAAUAAACCCAGUCAGUCCACUGUGCUUUCAACCCGUUCACCCCCACAGUCUCGGAGAGUGAUACGCAUCGCCGCAGUAAUUCAAGCGUAACCCCCAUGGUUGUUCGCCUCCUUGAGUCGUGCUCGUUUUUGCUUUUCUUACCUUGUUCGCGCUUGCUCAUUUAUUCAUUUUUCAUAGUCAGUUGUUUAACCAGGAGCAGUUUCUUAUUCGCCUCCGGUCUUGAUGGAUUGGUUCGUAUCCCCCCGUUGUUUCCACAUCAUCAUAAUUUCAUUCAGUUUGAUCGCUUUGACGCCCAUUCGAGCAUUUUCAGCACUACUGACCUGUUGUACAUGCCUAUGGAACAGCUCUCAAGCUUUGUAUCUCACAGAAUUCUAUUACUUAUCAACAUGCCCCGGUAACUCACGUUAUUAUUCUGCCUGUUUCAUCGAUAGGUAGAGGAAUGUGAACUCGUCAGUCAACCAGAUUUUAGUUGCCAAAGGCUCUCAACACAAUCCUUUCAUAUUUCUAUUCUUCUAGUCUUCACGUUUUUAGUUUUGUUUCACUUUAUCAUUUUCUGUUUUUAUCAAGUCAUUGUUUGAACUCAUCCAUGCUGGUGCUCGUUUGUCGUAGAUCUAUCCCAUACCAACCAACGUCCACCUAUGUAUCGUUACAUAGUUUUUUUCUUUUUCAAACCGGAACUUUCCAAUACUUUUUUGCAUCGU